Molecule: messenger RNA, 3075 nt
Organism: Acaulospora colombiana
Lineage: Eukaryota; Fungi; Glomeromycota; Glomeromycetes; Diversisporales; Acaulosporaceae
Source: the annotation of a GenBank genome assembly
AUGAUAGUGUACCUGGUUACCACCUUGCCAUGGAUGAUUGGAACAUUGAAGAUCGGGUUAGAUGAUAAAAACGCUGUUCGAUGGAGAAAAUCAAUAUUUUGUCUAUUUUUUGGUACCCUCGUGCCGAUGAUCUAUUAUUUCAUUCAACACAAAGUCCAUCAUGUAGCUGGAGCUUACACUAUUUACGCGUUUUUCGAAUGGUCCUUGAUCUUUUAUGACGUUGCAUUUGACGCAAUCAGCUUUCAUGAUUUAAGUUUCAUAGAAUUGCGUGUCAUCAGUGCCGGGCGUGGGUCAAGUGAUUUUUUAUUGUAUUCAAUUGAAAUUUCAUCAAGCGACAAGGAUUCAAUUUCCGGAUUUCCUGGCGCAAAAAAUUCCACUGUUAAUGCAUCCACCAUCACACCUUAUCAUCAAUACUUGAAGGAUCUUUUUCUAAGUUCUGAUAUCGGUUAUUGGAAUAAUAUAAUGGAAUAUGCGACAGACACUUAUUUAGCUUUUGUCUAUUGGUCAAUGUUAACAUCGCUCGCCCUGACAAUUUGGUACUUCCCACUCUGGUAUAUGGGCAUAUCCGGGUAUGAAGCCUUUUUACUUGUGACCUCCUCGCCAGUAUUACUCGGUAUUAACUCGGUGCGACGAACAGUCAGAUCUUACCCUGGACUAUUCCAUCUAUUUUCGCUCGUGGGAUUGGCGUCAUACAUGUUUGUUGAUCCGGUCACUCGUCUCAUCCUAGUUUCUGUGGGGGUGGCGAUUGCAAAUUUGACUUGGACAUCUGCGUGGACAGAAAAUCGUAACAACAUGGUCCGAUUGGAACGCAAUGCUCUUAUUUGGGGGGUGGGAUUGAUAGCGAGCAACGUUGUCAAAAUGGCUUGGUGGACAAAUAAUCCUAUAUGGCCAAUAAUGCACGGAGCAAAUGGUGGACGAAAUGGUGUGGGACUCGCAUUAGGAAUUUUGGCAUCGUUGUUAGUUAUGCUCCGUGAUGGAAAAGGCAAAUCCAAAUCUACCGAGCAAAGGCGGAAAGUCUCGGGAUCAUGGGCUUCUGCAGCUGCAGGAUUGGGAUCCCUCAUGUUUGCCCUUCAUUCUUUGCUCUCGGAUACUACCACACUCACUCGCUGGGUAUACGAAGGAUAUCCCAACACCGGACCUCUUCCCGUACCAUGGGGUGGUAUUUUAACCAUUAUGGCAAUGUCAUUGGGAUUGGUCCUCUCGUCAUAUCGUAAAAUCGUUGUCGGCAUUCAUUGGUAUGUUAUCGGAUGUGUGUCCUGCACGUGCCUGUAUUAUUAUUCCACGUGGAAGGGAUACUACGGAGGACUACUGCUCGGUGUUUACAUAAUGUCUUUGAUACCGUCAUUUAUUCGAGGUGUCUCUCAGCAUCCUCCGGGGAGAACACUUUUUACGGCCAUGAUGAUAUAUAAUGUGCUUUGUUUGGCUCAUGUAUGGAUCGUUGCUUACGCCUUUGUUCCCGCUGGCGAGUACAUGAGGGAACAUACGGAUUACGUGCUGUUCGCAAUGAUGAUUUUAAUUGGACUUGGAGUCCGGGAAGCAUCCGUUAACUCGUCAAAAUUUGCACAAAUGAAUAAUUCGCAUCACAAUCGAUCCUUGACCAGAGGUGGAUUGGGAAUAAUGAUUUUGGUGACGAUCAUUGUCGCAUUUUCACGUGCUUCGUCCGGUCCACCUGUGCCAUAUCAUCCCGAGCAAAAAUUAAUUACGGCAGGUAUAUGGACGAUACAUUUCGGAUUAGAUAACGACAUGUGGGCUAGCGAAGUCAGAAUGAGGGACCUAAUAAGGGACAUGGAGUUGGACGUUGUCGGUCUUCUGGAGUCCGACACCGGGCGCAUAAUAAUGGGCAAUCGAGAUCUUACGCAAUUUUUGGCGGAGGAUCUCAACAUGUAUGCCGAUUAUGGCCCCGGUCCGUCAAAACAUACUUGGGGAUGCGCAAUGCUCUCAAAGUUCCCGAUAAUCAAAUCCACUCAUCACCUCCUGCCAUCACCGAAGGGCGAACUCGCGUGCGCCAUCCAUGCUACGCUUGACGUUUACGGCAAAGAAGUUGAUUUUAUUGUUAGUCACAAUGGACAAGAGGAGGACGUGGAAGAUCGAAAGUUGCAAACCACGGAACUCGCACGAAUAAUGCGAGAGAGUCAGAAUCCAUUUGUAUUUUUGGGAUAUGUGGUGACCAAACCGUUUGAAGGGAAUUAUUUCAUACUGAUGGAUGAUGGCAAUGUCAAUGAUAUAGACAAGACAGAUUAUGAUAGGUGGUGCGAGUAUAUCGCAUACCGUGGGAUUAAGAAGGUUGGGUACGCACGUGUUAGCCAUGGCAGAAUAACGGACACCGAGUUACAAGUGGGAAAAUUCCAAGUUUUGGAUGGAUAUGAUCGUUCAAAUUGGAAGGCCGUUGAUAAUCGCAUCCAAGAGAACGAAGUAAUUCCAGAGUUACGAUUCACACCGAUAUUCAGGGGCGAAGGAAAGAGCAAACUUCUCAACACGUUUAUUAUCAUGAGAUUAAAUAAUCUUGCCCAACUUCAGAUGUUCCAUUCCCUCCUCGAUAAACACGUGAUCGCUCAACACCCGACGCUGCAAAAGAUUCUGCAGAUUGAAGAAGCAAUGUACCGAUGCCCUGGUUUCGAUAAGGCUUGGAAACUGAUAGGCGGCCUAUCUUUGCCAUUUUUACGGGGGAAGUUGGAUCGGGGGAGAAAAGGUCAGAAGGAUUGGAAUUCAAAGAAGGAUCGCAAUAAGGAUGGAUCCGAACCAAGACUAAACUCCACCGCUGGAUUCGAUUAUGGAUUUGAUGUAGAUUUCAGCGCAAUUUAUAACGACGCCGUCAAGGCAACUCCCGACGAUACCGAUUGGUUGACCUCAAAUCUGUCAAAUUCUAACGAAACAAGCGUUUCGGAUGGUGUAACUUCUAUCAAAAUCAAGCUCACCCAUUUCGGAGUGAACAUCGCCUGUGAAAACCGAAAAGACGAAUGGGAGCAACGUAUACCUGCAGUCUUGAAAACUCGGAAGCAGACCACCGGAGGGGAUUACGAGUUCACCGUUAAUUUUGAAGAACCCCAUGCCGAAGUCACCGCCACCAAUGAAUAA